Mycena indigotica is the source of this 1338-nucleotide messenger RNA. RefSeq lists its product as uncharacterized. NCBI's taxonomy places the organism in Eukaryota, Fungi, Basidiomycota, Agaricomycetes, Agaricales, Mycenaceae. The record is from RefSeq and is a predicted model, not a curated record. Bases 1 to 1338 code for a protein of 445 amino acids. The transcript is spliced from 8 exons.
AUGACAAGGGCGAAUAGCGUUCCGUUGACUGGGGACAUAUGGUACCACAUAAUGAUUCAUCUCCAUACGCUUCCUUCACUCCAAGCGACGCUUUUGACAUCUAGACUCUUUUAUACAGUAUUCCAGGCGCAUCGAAAUUCAAUUAUGCGCGCAGUUGCCUCUAAUAUGCUGGGAGAACAUCUACCAGAGGCUUGGCGAGUUGUGUGCUGCAGACAUUACGACCACACACGCCCCGAAGCUGAGUCGGAUUUGAAGUCGAUCGCGUUCGAAGACAUUCAUAAUGGCGUUACAAAUAUGUCUAACCUCAACGCGCUACACAAAAAUACUCAAGUCGUACGGAAGCUUGAAGAUCUCUACAGUCAUAUGUAUGACGACCGCAACUCUCCUAUUAGUGUACUAAGCCCUGACGAAUCGUUUCGUUUCCAACGAGCACUUUAUCGCAUCUUCCUAUACUGCAAGGUCUUCCCUGGUCAUCUAUUCAAAGCAGACGACAUCGCGGGACAAAGUGAUGAGGUUGUCGCCAAAAUCCGCAAUAAACGACAAACUCUUCUCGAUGUUUAUUCCACGGAAGCCCUUUACCAAAUUUACUCUGUGGUGAAGUUCCUUGGUCACAUCAUCGAAAGAUAUUGUGCAGAGCAGAUGCGGGAGCCGCUUUUGUCGACAGGCCCUGCUGGUAUAUUGCGCAUAUGGCAGGCAUACUCGUGUGAGGCCGUGGAGAGCGAGUUUGAUUUCGAGCUAUUCCAUUUCUGGCAGGAAAAUCCUGUUUUCGAGGGCUAUUUCUCUCUACCGCUGGAAAAUAUCUGGAAGAAACGGGGAGAUCCGGAGUAUGAACAAUUUGCAGUGCCCUCAACCCAUAUACUGGACAACAUCGUUAGUAAGGAUGCAACUUGUCCUUGGUGUGGUUAUAAGGCCGGUUUGCGCAUGCUCAACGCCACCAACUGGACCCGCCUGUUUGUGCCGAUACCAACACUGCUCAAGUCAAAUUUGAAGCGCAAUCCCAUAGCUCAAGAAGAUGUGACGAGUUUUACCGCUAAUGUUAUCAAUUCCGAUGCUUUUGGUCCUUUCAUAGUUCAUUUGUUCUCAUUCACGACCCACACUGCCCCAGAGUUUGACAAGUGGAAGUCGACGGAUUCAUAUUGCUUCUCGUGCUUGCUUCGAUUCCUCGAAGCGCACCUGUGGGUCUGGUUGCUUGAGGAAAAACUCAAGGCUGGUUGGAUCACCCCAGAGAACUGCUGGUAUGGCUGGGACUGUCGAACUCAAACAAACCGAUCGCACGCAGAACGACGAAAUCACUUUUGUGCCCCUACCAAGGGUGACUCCGUCGGCAAACUUGAAUGA